Molecule: messenger RNA, 2679 nt
Organism: Dichotomopilus funicola
Lineage: Eukaryota; Fungi; Ascomycota; Sordariomycetes; Sordariales; Chaetomiaceae
Exons: 5
Coding region: 1-2679 (892 amino acids)
Source: RefSeq, a predicted model, not a curated record
AUGGGAACGGCAUUGGCAGCGAACGACCGAGACGGCCUACGUCAGUAUGUCGGGGAAGUCAUACCGGUCAGCUUCGACCCAGGGCUUCUAGUCCUAAGUUAUGUGAUCAGCCUUGUCGGCGCCGCAUCGACCCUGGAGCUGAUUCAUCGCCGCACGUCGAGAAGGGGGUACUACAACAACCUUCUCCUUCUCGGUGCCGCGGUGAGCAUGGGUGGUGUGUCCAUCUGGAGCAUGCAUUAUAUUGGCAACCGAGCUACAACGUUACUGCACGGCGAGCCGAACCUCCAGAUUGCCUACUCCGUUGGCGUCACAGUCGCCUCCUUCUUUGUUCCAAUAUUCGUGCUUCUCGUGGCAUUCUUCGUCGUCACGAGCACCAGCAGUAGCCGUAACAAUAACCAUGUCAGUUGGUGGCGUGUUACCAUGGCCGGAACGCUCUCCGGAGGUGCUAUCUCUGGCAUGCACUACCUCGGAAACGCAUCCAUCAGCAACUACCGCUGCGACUAUAUUCCGGCCUUUGUUGCCAGCGCUACGGUUAUUGCAGCGGUGGCAAGCACGGUGGCCCUCACCUUGUUCUUCGUGUUCAAAAGUGCCUGGACCAACUCGUGGUGGAAACGUGUCGGAUGCGCCGUCGUGUUGGCCGGUGCCGUCUCAGGAAUGCAUUGGUGUGCUGUCAUGGGCACGCAGUACACGCUGCUACACGUCGGCUCUACCAACGACACGAGUUCCCGAAAUACAACCGUCAUUGUGACGGCCUGUCUGUCCUUUGCUGCUUGCUUAAUCAUGGCGGGGCUCGCCAUCUAUUCAGCGCGGGUGCGCAAGGGGUACGCAAGAAGGGCCCAGCGCAUCACUGUGGCCGCCGCUGUCUUUGACGAACACGGGAAUAUUCUGGUGACUCCGGAUGGUUUUCUGCCAAGCGAAGUCGUGACUAGUACAUUCUUGCAAAAGAUGGGCCAACAUCUGGCUCGUCUCCCCCACACUGGUCGGAACGUGAGGACGGGCAUUGAACUUGUGGACAAUGAGGGUCAUAUCGUCGAACAUUACGACAUCAUUUUCCGAGAAUUGUUCUGCAUUGCGGCCUCGGAGUUGGCCCGCCAAAUGAGUGUCGAUCUUGUCGAUGUCGGUAUUCUGUGGGAUGAGAUUCUGUCCACGGGCGGUAGCCAACUCCCGAGUUCAAUCAGCGAAGCCUCGACAUCGACCGGCUCCGGGAGUCUCAAGGAUGACCCAGACGACGUAGCUGAGAAAGGAAACGCGCCAGGGAAACGCAGUGGCCAUGGGCACCUCAUGUUUCUUGUCCGCAAGGUGGAUAGCAGUCAUGUGGACCAUCUCGCAGCCUCGGGGUACUGCUUUGCAGAACCCCGUCAGGUGACGCAUAUAAUCCGGUCCAAGAUGCACAUUAGGACACACAAUUUGGAGGACAAGCUGAGAGGCAUGUACCAGUAUGCCCAUGGAAACAUGCUAGAGCCAGGCGUCCAUCUCGGUCUCUUUGCCGUCAGGACGCAGGUACAUCAAAUGGGCUUCGACAUACUCGUCAAGAAGGAAGCACGCAACCUUCUCCCGAGCAUUCAGCUACCGUUGGAUCGCCUGGAAUCUGCUAACGUCGAGUUCCUCCAGAGGCUAGAGGGAAUGACCCUUGGUGCUCUCCAUAGGCGGUUGGAACGAGCAGGCGACCUACCCCCGAAAGAUGCCCAGUUUGCUGGCUAUUUGUUGGAAGCAAUCCGGAAUCUUCGUGCAUCGGUUCAGGAUCCCACCAUCGACAACGCCAAGUUGGCGAGCAGGGUGACUCAGGUACCAUGUACAUCGCUGCCCGAAGAUACACGGCCAGCAACUUGUUCUUUCAUCGCCUUCACACUCAUGAUCCCGAUUCACAUGCGCCUCGAUGUGCCCACCUAUGACUUCAUCCCACUCCCCUUCUUCAAGACACAACAGCUGGUGUGCAAGAAUUCGCCACAUACUGCCGCGUUUGGCCGGUCAGUCCACCGCAGGUUUUCACCAAUAAUCGACUCAUCGUCAACCAAUACGACCUUGUUUAGUCCAGGCCGGGUACGAAAGUUCAUUUCCGUGCCCGGCUAUCUGCUAUUCUCGAGGACCGCUCGAUCUCACGCGGAUCCACUGAACCGGCCGUACUCUCGUCGCGGCGAUGGCCCCAAAUUCGUUUCAGCGAGCCGGGAUCCCAUAACGUUGAAACCUUGCGGUGAGAGCGUCUCGUCCCUUCUGGAAACCGCCGGGAGCGGACGCGAUUCUGAUCUUGUCUCGGACCGCAAGGCGCCGAGCGAGAUCUCGGAGUUGGCGGUAAAAACAGGCCGCAGACAGCAACAGCCCGCCAAAGGCACGUACGGGGGGAUUAUGGUCUCUCAAGAAGUCACUGUAGAUGUGGAAAAGGCGACAGAAACGACGAACAUAGUCCCAGAUAUCCCAUCGGCGACACAUCAGCGAGACUCUUCUCUCGGAGCAGUGAAGCUGGUGCGCCAGAAGAGCCAACGGGGUCUGAGUAAUGCCACCCAUGUUGAUGAUGGCCAGAACUCGCCUGAGUAUGGGCAGGAUAUGGAGCUGACCGAGGUCAAAACGGCGCUCGGCAUGGGCUUGACGCGUGUGGAGGUGAAAAAGGGUGGUGAUGACACGAUAACAACCUUCGUGGAUGACUUGUUUGCAAUCUGCAUAGAUACCCCCAGGCGGUUAUAA